ACACUGAUUAACUCAGAGGAAUGUGUUGCUUACAAAGUGGAACACGCUCCUGUUUGAGCAGGGGGUGACACAGGGUGAGAGACGGAGAGAGAGAGAGAGAGAGUAAGGUCAGGACACAAGCAGGGGUCUGUCUAAUCUGGCCCUCCCCCUCCUCAUCCCCCAUCCUGUUUACCUGCUUGAAGGGUUUGAAAGGAGCUCUGUGUGCGUGUGUGUGUCUGUGUGUGUGCGUGUGUGUGUGUGGUGUGUGUGUGUGUGUGUGUGUCUGUGCGCAAGGAAGGGGGGUAGGGAGAGUAGAUAAAAGGGACUGCCAUCACUACACCUCCUUCUCAGAGCAGCAAAGGGGAGCAAAAAGCACACAAGACGUUCACAGGGCAUUAAACAAAGCCGUUUGGAUCAGUAGGUGCAUUCACAUACAGACAUGCCUUGCAAACUCUGGCUUGCUUUUUCUGUGUGGCUUUUACUGCCAACCUCUGAUGCUGGAAGACAGAUGCCUAAACUCUCCGACAAGAAACUCUGCGCUGACUCUGAAUGCAGCCACCCUAUCUUGAUAGCUCGUGCGCUGCAGGAUUACUACCCUGGAGACUGCAGGUUCAUCCCCAUCAGACAGGGGCAGCUCGUCUAUGUUUAUGCAAUGCUGAAGGACAGAGGGAACCUCUUCUGGGCCGGCAGUGUACAGGACUCUUAUUACGGACAACAGGAGGCUCGCGUUGGCCACUUUCCCAGCAGUGUAGUGGAGGAGACACACGCUCUCAUGCCAGCCAGCACUGAAGUCAAGACGACUAAAUGGGACUUCUACUGUUACUGAACUGGCCAUCCCCAACGAAGAGAAUGACCUUCUUGUCAACAAAAUUACAAGAUAAUUAAAAUAUGUAGGCUUGCACUGCGGAUUUAGGGAGAUAUGGGCUACAGGUCUACUAGAUUGUAAUCAGAUUUAAACACGGGCACUUUCAGAAAUUAGGAUAUCAAACUCCAGACCCCUAUCGUCUGUUUUAUUGAUUGAUAGAAGUCUUCUAGCCUGCACUAUCUGUUCUCUGUUUUGCAGAUAUUUCAAGUAUUUUUUUUGUCAGUAUGAAAUAUAAUGUUUUACGAAGAAAAAAAAAGUGAAUUGUGUCUUCUUUUGAUUUUGUGUCGUGAUUAUGUGUCACAAAACGAAUAUUUGGCAACAAGCUAUCAGCUACAUCCAACACUAAAACAAAUGGCAGUAUUGAUGCAGAAAAUUAAAUGAAGAUACUUGCAACUUUUGUGUGACUGUUGGAUGUGUCUAGACCUGACAAAAUACAAAUAAAAACCUCUCUGAGCUA
This is a messenger RNA of Thunnus maccoyii (southern bluefin tuna), 1301 nucleotides long. It is a transcript of the gene mia, whose product is annotated as MIA SH3 domain containing. The record is from RefSeq and is a predicted model, not a curated record. The transcript has 4 exons. Gene Ontology annotation, molecular function: protein binding. NCBI's taxonomy places the organism in Eukaryota, Metazoa, Chordata, Actinopteri, Scombriformes, Scombridae. The coding region runs from base 419 to 805 and encodes 128 amino acids. Gene Ontology annotation, biological process: extracellular matrix organization.